Messenger RNA from Recurvomyces mirabilis, 1737 nucleotides. RefSeq lists its product as uncharacterized. The record is from RefSeq and is a predicted model, not a curated record. The transcript has a single exon. NCBI's taxonomy places the organism in Eukaryota, Fungi, Ascomycota, Dothideomycetes, Mycosphaerellales, Teratosphaeriaceae. Bases 1 to 1737 code for a protein of 578 amino acids.
AUGAAGCUGGCACUCCGACACUUCUCCUUGGGCUUGACAUUCUCUUGGACCAGACCAGUGCUAGGCAGUAAACCCUACGCUGGUGGUGUGUGUCUUCGAGCCCACCCAUUUGGAACGACCGCCAACGUUGCCUCCGCUGAGACUCAGCAUGCCUCUACUCGGCCUAGCUACUCACGCAUCAACGUAGGAAAGCGUCGAACCAACGACAACGACAAGAUCUACCAUCUUUUGGACUCUGUCCACACAGACCCUGCCGUAUUAGACAGCGUACGAGAAGCGGUCAUCAAGCUCGAAGAGGUCAAAGAUGGCUCCUGUCUCCCAACCCACACGGAUGUCACGAAACCGUACGUGGAACGUGAGGCCCAACGUACCGUGCCUGAAGAUCAUCCCGUUCGCCACGUCCUUACAAUUCUCGGACCUACCGAGGGCUCCUCCGCUCAUUAUGUUGCGCUAGAUGAGAUGGUUAAGUACCUCACCUGGCACGAUCCCUCCGUCCAAGCCAAUCGCAAUCAUCACCUUCAACAAGAAUCAAAGCGCCCGGACCUUUCAAUCUGGACCAGCGUACAAGAUGGACAGUUCGCCCAUAAUGCCGCCGCGCUACUCCUCCUCCACUCCCCGAAUCUUGAGACUUUGACCUACAGCGCUUGCCCACUUCCCUAUCGCCAAUCCGAUGCCGACCAUUCCGACCCUUACCGGGAGCAUAUACUUCGAACAGUACUUCUACGCAAUAAUUAUGGUCUACUCCCCGAGCCACAUCUCCGGAAGUUGAAGCAUGUUCGCUUGCUGCCCGAGCGAGGAAUCUGGUAUGAGGACGGAGAUACCUACUCUCACAUGGACAUCCUUGGCGAGCUCCGCCUCUUCCACCGCCUACCGAACAUCGAGAGUGUGUCGAUUGAAGGGGUCGAAGGCCACGGCGGCGCGGGCGCAGUGGAAUACUUCCCUCCUCACUCCUCUAACAUCAAACACAUCCAUGUCAGUCAUUCCAUCCUGGACAACUACGCUGAACUCAUCCUCACAUCCAAAGCCCUGGAGGCAUUCACCUACUCUAUUGGCGGUCGUCAUACGAGAGAUGGAGGCUUCUAUAGCGUCUGCAGCAAGACAAUGGGCAAGGCGCUCUGGAGUCAGCGCACGAGUCUUAGGAAGCUGGAUCUGGACGUUGACAAUAUAAUGAGUGAUGAUGGUGAUCAAGGAUAUGAGCGCGACGUGGAGGAUGCACGAAUGAUUCUCGAGGACUAUUCUGAGAGUGACGAGCCUUACUAUCGUGACCAAUGGUUUAAGCUUGACGAGGAAAUCUCCGAAGGACCGUUAUUGGUCUUUGAUCUGCCGGAUACGGGGGACUAUGGCGGGAGUAUUGGCUCCUUGCACGACUACGAGAAGUUGACGCAUCUGAGUAUCGGCAUACAACUUCUUCUCGGCCCGUCGGAGAUGGAUGUCGAGUACGAUCUCGCUGCUCGACUUCCGCCGAGUCUGGAAUUCUUGCUUUUGCGGGGGUACACGAAGGGCGAGCAUAAGCGUUACGAUCAUAUCAUCAUGCACUUCCAGAGCCAACGGGCGGCGAAAUUGCCGCUGCUAAUGGAAGUCCAAGGAGUGGAUGAGGUUGUGCCUAGUACGCCGAUGGAACCUGGAAGGCCGCAAAGUCGAAUGUUCGGAAGUGGCAGUGAGGAGGAGGAGGAGGAAGAGGAGGAGGUGGUGUAUUGGCGGCCGGAGAAAAGGAAUGAAGGUUGGGUGGAGGUGUGA